Molecule: messenger RNA, 834 nt
Organism: Aphanomyces astaci
Lineage: Eukaryota; Oomycota; Saprolegniomycetes; Saprolegniales; Verrucalvaceae
Exons: 2
Coding region: 1-834 (277 amino acids)
Source: RefSeq, a predicted model, not a curated record
AUGAACGCACGGAAGCCACGAACCAAGUCGAAGAACUUCUCAAGUGAAGAGACGUCACGGCUCCUUGACCUCGUCGAGGAGCUCAAGCCUUUUGGGGGCAACAUGUGGGAGCGCGUGGCGUUUGAGUACAAUCGCACGGCCCCUUCCGCUUGGCCGGAGCGCGAUGGAGUCAGCCUGAAGCGAAGAUUCCAAGGCUUGAACAACAAGACGAAGCCUACCGGGACGUCCUAUUGCCCACCGGACGUCGACCGUGCGAAACGAAUCUACUUGGCAAUCGAGUCCAAGGUUGGCGCGAUUGAGCUGCACGACCAGGAAGAAUAUGGCGAUGCAGCAAGCGACCCUUCAGAGGGUGGUCAAGACGACAUGGACGAAGUCGACGACGUCUGCGUUGAAGACCUCGUUGUUACUCCUCGUCUUGGAAAGGAUGCAGCCGACUUUGUUACAGCAAUCAAGGUGGAGAAGAACAAGCCUACGCUGUCUAUGGCUGCGCAGCGUCGGUCGUCGUUAGACAACUCAAUCGCAAAGCUCGCAGCUGCGACCGACGUCGCACAGGCCGCAGAUCCAUUUUUAUCAAUUUGGAUAAAAAUGGAAGGUGAUGCUCGUGCUCGGGAUUUCGAGUGGAAGAAGGAGCAGGCCGAACUGCGCCGCCAAGAAUUUUUGGAGCGCGAAGAAUCGAAGAAGGAGCAGGCCGAGCAACGUCGUCGUGAUGACGAAACACGACGUCACGAGCUGAAGGACCGUGAGGAGCGCGAACGCGAAGCUCACAAGCGUGAACAGCAACACGAACUUGUCAUGAUGUCGUUCAUGGCAAAAUUGUUAGGGAAAUCAAACUAA